UAUAAAAACAGUCAGUCUUCCAUAAAAUCUUGCAUAGAAUAUUUGAAGCAACGUCUAAAAUCUCUAAUUCAUAAAUUUGAUUGCAACCCCUCCUUUUUUACUUCUAACUAAACCAAAUCGUGAUUUGUUGCAUCACGGAGGUCAGGUAGCCAUUUGAGAGAAGAUGGAGAAAAUGGGCAAUUGUAAAAACGGAGGAGGACCUCGCCUUUGCUCUCUUUGUAAUCUGAAAAGACCUGCACUUAAACGCCCCAAAACUCUGCAACAGAUUUGCAAGGAAUGUUUCUACGAUGUGUUUGAACAAGAGAUUCACACUUGCAUAAUUGACAAUAAGCUGUUUAAGCCUGGGGAGCGUGUUGCUAUUGGUGCUUCUGGUGGAAAAGAUUCCACUGUGCUUGCAUAUGUUAUGUCAGAGUUAAAUCGUCGACACAACUAUGGCUUGGAUCUCUUCCUAUUAUCUAUAGAUGAAGGCAUCACAGGUUACAGGGAUGACUCACUUGAAACUGUCAAGAGGAAUGAAAUUCAAUAUGGGCUGCCCUUGAAAGUAGUUUCAUACAAAGAUUUGUAUGGGUGGACUAUGGACGAGAUAGUGAAGAUGAUAGGGUUAAAGAACAACUGUACUUUCUGUGGGGUAUUCAGACGUCAGGCCCUGGACCGAGGAGCUGCAAUGUUGAAAGUAGAUAAGCUUGUUACUGGACACAAUGCAGAUGAUAUUGCAGAGACAGUACUCUUGAAUAUAUUACGUGGGGAUAUUGCAAGAUUGAGUAGAUGCACCUCAAUAACAACUGGCGAAGAUGGACCAAUUCCUAGAUGCAAGCCGUUUAAGUAUACAUACGAGAAGGAGAUUGUUAUGUAUGCAUAUUUCAAGAGGCUGGAUUACUUUUCUACUGAAUGCAUUUAUUCUCCAAAUGCUUACCGAGGUUUUGCACGGGAAUUCAUCAAAGAUUUGGAGAGAAUAAGACCCAGAGCAAUACUGGACAUCAUCAGAUCAGGGGAGAGUUUUAGAAUCGCCAAUUCUACAAAGAUGCCUGAGCAAGGUACCUGUGAGCGUUGUGGUUAUAUAUCAAGCCAGAAAUGGUGCAAGGCUUGUGUUUUGCUUGAUGGAUUGAAUCGUGGUCUUCCUAAGCUGGGAAUAGGGAGAAGUCGAGGUCAUGACAAUGAUUGUAAAGAGGAAACUAAGCAAAUGCAAGGAAGCAAAGAGGUCCAAGGAAAACCAUGUGGAGCUUUAGACUUCUGACGCUAAUUUUGCGUUACUUUUCCUGGUGAGGUAGGAACAAGAAAUUUUGAACUGAUCAUUUGAAUGCAGUCAAUUUUAUGGCAACUGCUUUUGGGCGAAAUCGGAAUAGUGAUGUAAGUACUGCUUGAACAAGGAGUAAUUUGAGGCACAGAGUGCAAAUAGUGUAGGUUCAGUUCGUUUCUUGCAGAGGCUCCCUUCAACCGUAUGAACUAUUUAUCCAACUUUCAACAAAGUCUAUCGAUUCUUUUGCAAUAAUAUAUGAGCUACUCUUGUGAGAGGCUGUCUCUCGGUAAACGAUCUCAUAACAAGGAGCCCAUACGCUAAUAGUUUGUAUUAGUCGGGCUAUUCAACCCAUGCAUGGGCCGUAUCUCACAGUGAGACUGUCUCAUACAAGAACUUGUGAUAAUAUAUUUGCCUUUCGCUCGACCUGCUCUUCAAGGAUUUGACAGUCGUCUUCUUUCUCGAAGUAGAACUUGGCUUAAGUUUGCUUUUGUAUUAUGCUUAUGAUUUACUGAAACUGGCUGAGAUUUUCAUAUUGGAACAUGGUUAUUCAGCUGGAUGUAUUUUAAUUUGUAAAGUUUGUGGUAGAUUAUUUAAUUUGGUUGGCAGUUAAAUUUUUUUUUUCAA
This is a messenger RNA of Amaranthus tricolor (Joseph's coat), 1861 nucleotides long. RefSeq names its product cytoplasmic tRNA 2-thiolation protein 1. Gene Ontology annotation, molecular function: tRNA binding. Gene Ontology annotation, biological process: tRNA wobble position uridine thiolation. Lineage: Eukaryota; Viridiplantae; Streptophyta; Magnoliopsida; Caryophyllales; Amaranthaceae. The record is from RefSeq and is a predicted model, not a curated record. The coding region runs from base 164 to 1234 and encodes 356 amino acids. The transcript has 12 exons. Gene Ontology annotation, cellular component: cytosolic tRNA wobble base thiouridylase complex; mitochondrion.